Messenger RNA from Loxodonta africana (African savanna elephant), 1225 nucleotides. RefSeq names its product synaptotagmin 6 (gene SYT6). The coding region runs from base 21 to 653 and encodes 210 amino acids. Gene Ontology annotation, biological process: regulation of calcium ion-dependent exocytosis; regulation of dopamine secretion; cellular response to calcium ion. The record is from RefSeq and is a predicted model, not a curated record. Gene Ontology annotation, cellular component: plasma membrane; exocytic vesicle. Gene Ontology annotation, molecular function: clathrin binding; SNARE binding; calcium-dependent phospholipid binding. The transcript has 3 exons. NCBI's taxonomy places the organism in Eukaryota, Metazoa, Chordata, Mammalia, Proboscidea, Elephantidae.
GUGUGGAUCUGGGAGAGAUCAUGUUCUCCCUCUGCUACUUGCCCACAGCAGGCAGGCUCACCCUCACCGUGAUCAAAUGUCGGAACCUCAAGGCGAUGGACAUCACAGGCUAUUCAGAUCCGUACGUCAAAGUAUCCCUGCUUUGUGACGGGCGGAGGCUGAAGAAGAAGAAAACAACCAUAAAGAAGAACACUCUCAAUCCCGUCUACAACGAGGCCAUCAUCUUUGACAUUCCCCCGGAGAACAUGGAUCAAGUCAGCCUGCUCAUCUCAGUUAUGGAUUAUGAUCGCGUGGGCCACAAUGAGAUCAUAGGAGUCUGUCGUGUGGGGAUCACUGCUGAAGGCCUGGGCAGGGACCACUGGAAUGAGAUGCUGGCGUACCCACGGAAGCCCAUCGCACACUGGCACUCCUUGGUGGAGGUAAAGAAAUCCUUCAAAGAGGUGGGUGAGGUGGUGCUCAGCCUCUGGCAUGUUUGCUGCAUGGCUGCGUUGGCUGGAGAAUGGCAAUCAGCUUCAGUGAGACCCUCAGUCUUUCAUGGGGAGGGGACAUGGGGGCCAUAUGCUUCCCACCCAAUGUGUAACCUCCAGGAAGAAGACGGAGGAAGAAGGUGGGAAGCUGCCUGGCAAAGAGCCCCUGGUGUUGGGCAUUAUUGAAAGCAAACUGAGUUCUUAAUGGAAAGUAAGAACUUUGAGGAAGCCUUCUCAGCAGCUGUACUGUGCCAGGCCCGGAAUGCUUUCACAAAACCCCUGGGCUAAGUUCCUCCUGUAAGAGAAAGCUCCAAGGGUGUGAGAUCAGAACUUGGCAAGAAAUUCUAUCCCUGUCUAGCAGUAAGUUCUCUGAGGUUCGGAUCAGUCAGUCAGCUUAGAUGGUGAUCACUGUUGGGGGGAAGAUAGCAUGGCCUCAAGGUGCCAGAUCUUAUACAGACAUAAUGGAAAGAGCACUGACUUGGGAGUCCUGAGACUUGGGCUGUGAUCCCGGCCCCACCUGACUUGCUGUAUAACCUUGAGCCAGUCACUUCCCUCUCAACUGCAAAAAAAAAAAAAACCCUUCAAAUGACAUUUACAGUCUGCCCUACCCUCUGUCAAACCCUACCAAUUUCCAGGUCCUGUGAUUUCUCACCUGAGUGGUCCCCAGGCCUGCUUUUUCUCAAAUGGUCAGAAUGGGAGUGAGUGGCCAGGCAAGCCUUAGACCCCAUUUUCCUCAGUCUCAUCCUUCCCAGUCUACA